AUGGUGGUUGAGAUCCCUGCGGAAUACGAGAUCGGACCAGAGAUCGGACGGGGAGGUUCGGCAUCAUGUAUUGAUGCAUCGCGACGGAGACCAGCAAGGCGUUUGCCAUCAAGUCCAUCGAGAAGGCCCUCCUCUCUGACAUUGUUGACUGCGAGUGCGUCAAGCGGAAGGCCAAGAGUGCCCCGCUUGCCGCACGCCACCCAGGUGCACGCGGUGUACGAGGACGAGGCGUGGCUCCACGCGGUGGAGCUGUGCCCGGGGCUAGACCUCUUCGACCGGAUUAGCCGCCGGGUGGCACACCGGGGCAUCAAGCCGGACAACGUGCUUUAUGAUGAGCGGGGGCACCUGAAGCUUGUGGACUUGGGGUCGGCGGAGUGCUUCGAGGACGGGUGGUGA
Molecule: messenger RNA, 396 nt
Organism: Phoenix dactylifera (date palm)
Lineage: Eukaryota; Viridiplantae; Streptophyta; Magnoliopsida; Arecales; Arecaceae
Source: RefSeq, a predicted model, not a curated record